UUAUUGAAGUUAUUCUUAUCAUGACCUAUUAAAGACUAUCAUACAAUGUGUCGCUGGUCAGUGGUCUUUGUGUUGUUUUCGGCAGUUUGUGGUGCUGUAUGGAAACCGAGUGUACAUGAUACGUGGCAAUGGGAACUUAGUUCUGGACAUAUUGUUACAUCAGUGAACGCCCAUGUCUUCGAUAUUGAUUUGUUUGAUGCCGAUCAGAGUGCCAUCGAUAAACUUCACAGCAUGGGACGAAAAGUGAUUUGUUAUUUUUCUGCUGGAAGUUAUGAGAACUGGCGUCCGGACAAGAACGAGUUCCCUUCGGAUGUCCUUGGUAACAAUCUAGAGGAUUGGGAGGGUGAAAAAUGGCUGGACAUUCGAGAUGACAGAGUAAAAGCUAUCAUGCGAAAACGACUUGACAAGGCUAUCUCACGAAGGUGUGACGGGGUGGAACCGGACAAUGUUGAUGGCUACUCCAACAAUAACGGACUGGGCCUGAAAGCAAGCGAUCAACUGUCCUACAACAAAUGACUGG
Saccostrea echinata is the source of this 520-nucleotide messenger RNA. RefSeq lists its product as uncharacterized. The record is from RefSeq and is a predicted model, not a curated record. The transcript is spliced from 3 exons. Lineage: Eukaryota; Metazoa; Mollusca; Bivalvia; Ostreida; Ostreidae. The coding region runs from base 46 to 516 and encodes 156 amino acids.